Xylaria bambusicola is the source of this 2283-nucleotide messenger RNA. RefSeq names its product general substrate transporter. The transcript has 2 exons. Gene Ontology annotation, cellular component: membrane. Gene Ontology annotation, molecular function: carbohydrate:proton symporter activity. The coding region runs from base 282 to 1913 and encodes 543 amino acids. Lineage: Eukaryota; Fungi; Ascomycota; Sordariomycetes; Xylariales; Xylariaceae. Gene Ontology annotation, biological process: transmembrane transport; carbohydrate transport. The record is from RefSeq and is a predicted model, not a curated record.
ACUCUCGCGCCAUCAGGGACUGUGGAGUUUUAACGGGCCCUUGAUGGAUUUUCUUUUCGGUCUUGGCUCGGAGCCAUGCACCAUUUCGUGAUGGAUUGCCACCCGGUCCCAUUACACGUGCGUGGUGUUGUAUCAUCGUUUGAGAGCCUUGGGUACGCGGGCACAAAGAUAAAUAACCCCCAGACCCGACAAACCCUUUGGCGGUUUUCCCCAGCAUCUCUCCAUACUCCCCAUUUCCCCGUUGAUCCUGCCCUUCGAAAGAUCUCGACGAGCAUAACAUCAUGGGGCACAAAGAAAACGCUGCCGGUGUCCCCACCUAUUGGGGGGCGUCUGGUGCAAAGCUACAGAAGCUUGUCACCACCGUUGCUACCAUCGACUUCUUACUAUUCGGUUACGAUCAGGGUGUCAUGUCUGGUAUCAUAUCCGGCCCUCCCUUUGUUCAUGAUUUCCCUCAAGUCGAUGGCGACGACACAUGGCAAGGUUUCGUCGUGUCCAUCUACGCUGUUGGUUGCUUCUUCGGUGCUCUCUUCAUUCUCUUGUUUGGCAACAAACUCGGUCGUCGCAAGGCUAUCUUCAUGGGUGCCUCUGUCAUGAUUAUUGGCGUUAUCGUUCAGAUUACUUGUGUACCCCCCAGUCACGGCGCGACUGCUCAGUUUAUUAUUGGGCGCUUCAUCACUGGCAUUGGAAACGGUAUCAACACCUCGACUAUUCCGAUCUGGCAAGCAGAAUGCUGUCACUCGCACAACCGAGGCAAGCUGAUUUGCAUUGAGGGUGGUAACGUCGCCAUUGGAACGUUGAUCGCUUACUGGCUCGACUAUGGCGCUAGCUACGGUCCUCACGCAUUUACUUGGAGGUUCCCCAUCGCGUUCCAAAUCGUCUUCGCAGCAGCUGUUCUCGUCCUCAUGAUCAACAUGCCAGAAAGCCCACGUUGGCUACUUACGCAAGAUCGAGUAGACGAAGCGGCCACAAUUCUAGCCGCCCUCAAUGGCGAGAGCCGUUCGGAUCCUCGCCUCAACACUCAGCUCAGCAACUUGAGGGAUGCCGUGCGUGCUUCUGGCCAGCUCGACAACAAGACUCGCCCUAAGGACCUUUUCACUGGAGGCCCCACGCAACACUUCCGUCGUAUGUUGCUUGGUUUCUCUUCGCAGAUGAUGCAGCAGUUGUCUGGAUGCAAUGCUGUCAUUUACUACUUCCCUAUCCUGUUUCAAACAGCUAUUGGUGUUUCCAACAACACAGCCUUGCUGCUUGGUGGUGUUAACCAGAUUGUUUACGCCCUGUUCGCCACCACCUCAUGGUUCGCUGUCGAGCGUGUCGGCCGACGUAAGUUGUACCUUAUCGGUACCGUUGGACAGUGCUUAUCCAUGGUUCUCACUUUUGGUGCUUUGAUUCCUGGUACCCCUUCCGCCGCGAAGGGUGCUGCUGUUGGUCUAUUCACUUACAUUGCGUUCUUCGGUGCCACUUGGCUACCGCUACCUUGGCUCUACCCCGCCGAAAUCAACCCGCUCAAGACCCGUGCUAUGGCCACGGCUAGCUCGACAGUCAGCAACUGGCUUUGGAACUUCUUCAUCGUUCUUAUCACUCCUGUGCUCGUGAACAAUACGGGUACGCACGGUUGGGGUACUUAUCUAUUCUUCGCUGUUCUGAACGCCAUCUUCUUCCCCAUCAUCUACUACCUGUAUCCCGAGACAGCAGGCCGAAGUCUCGAGGAGAUUGAUGUCAUUUUCGCCAAAGGAUAUACAGAGAAGAUCAGCUACGUCAAGGCGGCCAAGGAACUUCCCUUCCUUGCUGAAGAUGAGGUUAUGAGCAAGGCUCGCGAGUACGGUAUUGAUGUUGAGACCGAGGAAGGCCAAGUUCCAGGUGAAGUAGAGAAGCCUACCAUCUCGGAGACCUCAUCGUCACGAUCAGCUGUUUAGAUUAUAGAAGAACGGCUGGGUCGUCUUCAAUGGUAUGGUCGCGUUUUGAAAACGCCGGUUAUUUACGAAAACUUAUGAAAGACUUUUUGGCAUAUAAGAGAGACCAAGGUUUUUUAAGAGGACCUACUGGAUAGACUCGCAUUGAGCGAGAGAGAGACUUUUUGCAUUUUCAUGUUACGUUAGAUACCACCACUUGAGCAUUUGGAUAUCCAUAGAUCGGGCAUGCGCCUUUUGGCCGCGCGCGACCCAAGUUUGGAGAGUAGACUGAUUUUUCUAAACUACACUAGCGCUUGCAAUUAGAAGCGAUACAAAACAGUUACAAAUACAUUAGAUUGUAUUCAAAACACCAUUUAGUGAUAUGUACAUACCG